AUGGAUUUGGUCCGCGGCGGGUUCCAGCCGCGCCUUCCGACUUCGCUGCCGCCCCCAGGGCAGCAGCAGCAGCCGUCGCCGCUACCACGCCGACAGCCCGUCCCGUUGAUGCCUCCCGCGCAGCUUCAUCCGGGAGCGCCCCAGGUGGUCGCUCCGGCGCCUGCGGUCCCUCUUACGUUGCCACCGCCUUCGGAGCUGAUGGACGUCGACCCCUCAGCCGGGCCGCCUUCCCAAGAGGUGGCUGUGCAGCCUGUCCUGCAGCCGCUUUCCUUGGGCGCCCCCAAGGAGUCUGACACCGCAGCGCCUUGUCCGGCGCCCACUCAGCAGCCGUCGACGCAGCGUCAGGAGACGCUGCCUCUCUUCGUGGGUCCCGACGCCCCGUCGCGUCCAGUACCAGAAGCUGCGCCCGUGGUCACAGGCAGACGCACCGCGGUGGCUGUGAAUGGCGGCGCGGCGCAGCCCGCUGUCUCCCGUGGCUGCGGCCUGCACAAUGGGCUGGCGGCGCCGCGUGCCUUGCCGUGCAGUGGCGGCGCGUUAGCCUGGCCGGAACACGGCGCGCCGCUCCCAUUCACGCCGUGGGAACCUUUGGCUCUGGCUAUGCGCCGAGACGCGGGAAGCGCGCCGGAGUAUCCGACAUUCCGCUGCCUGCGCGAGUUCACGGCGCGCGAUCCGCCCGCCACACGCCGCCUGACGUGA
This is a messenger RNA of Schistocerca americana (American grasshopper), 696 nucleotides long. RefSeq names its product vegetative cell wall protein gp1-like. Lineage: Eukaryota; Metazoa; Arthropoda; Insecta; Orthoptera; Acrididae. The transcript has 3 exons. Bases 1 to 696 code for a protein of 231 amino acids. The record is from RefSeq and is a predicted model, not a curated record.